This is a messenger RNA of Zea mays, 2109 nucleotides long. Its product is annotated as small RNA 2'-O-methyltransferase. The record is from RefSeq and is a predicted model, not a curated record. Lineage: Eukaryota; Viridiplantae; Streptophyta; Magnoliopsida; Poales; Poaceae. The coding region runs from base 1 to 1875 and encodes 624 amino acids. The transcript is spliced from 5 exons.
AUGGCCGGGGCGCGGUGGCAGAGGUGGACGCGAGCGCCACGGCAAUCACGCAUCGGCGCUCGCCCCAGCCCCGCAGAGGUCGCGUACGUCCAGAUCCCCACCAUCCCCAGCGAGCUCUUGUCCUCCUCCGUCGUGUCGUACCAAGACGGUGUAGAUCUGGAGCAUUUCCUAGCGCCGGAUCUCGGAGAGGUGAAGGACGACUGCACGGGGUUCUACGCGGGCGCGGGGCAAGCGCGCGAGGUAUGGGCGUCCGUCGAGGAGUUCGGGGCCGUGGGCGACGGCGCCAUGCCCAACACCGCGGCGUUCCGGCGCGCCGUCGCGGAGCUGGGCGCGAGGGCCGCCGGUGGGGGAGGGGCCAGGCUUGACGUGCCCCCCGGGAGGUGGCUCACGGGCAGCUUCAACCUCACCAGCCGCUUCACCCUCUUCCUGCACCGCGGCGCGUUACCUCUUCUAACAUCACCAUACCACCGUACUUCAUUUCAGAACUUUCUGUCAUCUACCCAUCCUCUUAUUGGCCAUUUGUGUGUGUCUCUCCGGAGAACUGGAGACCUCAUUGGGAGGUUACCUUUGUCGGCUAUUGCUGCAUGUGAUGUGAAGGUCAAUACAUUGUGUAAAUUGAUCGACCAUAGGGCAGAAUUUGAUCCUCUAUUGGUCUUGUCAUUAUUGUACAAUGCUGCAAAACAAUCUCCUGGAGUCUCUGUUAGUAACAGCAAUUUCUGGAUUCAGAGUGAAAAGCCUUAUUCUCCGGAGGCUGUUGACUCGGCACUUGAGUGUUGGUCUGGUACAACAGAUCCCGUAGAAGUAGAGGCAGUUCUUGUUCCCUACAUAUUGGAGGAUGAACUGAAGACAGUAAGAAUUAAUCUAGGAGAUAAUGAACAUUAUAUGAGUUAUGUUGCAGCAGAGCUCUCAGCAAUUGAUUCCUCUCAUGUUCUUGUAUCAAGAACAAUUGGAAAAGCAUCAUCCGAGAUAAGACUGUAUUUUGCAGCCGCAAAUAUACAUGUUGUUUCUGAUAUAUCAAAACAUGCACUUGAUUCUCUUGGAGAUGGUGACAUCAACUGGCAAGUAAAUAAGCGAGCUUCCUACAUUUGUGGCCAAACAAUUUAUGGAGAUGCACUCUUGGCAAAUAUUGGAUACACAAGGAGAGAUUCGGAACUUCACACUGAAGAUGUCAAUCUAUGUUCCUAUUACAGGAUACUUCUGGGCAAGUUACCUGAUGGAAAUUGUAAGAUGUCUAGGGAUUCGAUUCUUGCAGCGGAGCUUCCAUCUGCAUACUCUCGUUUUAGUUGGAAAGGCCUCUCUCCACGAGAUCUCCUUUGCUCAUUUUGUCGCCUUCAGAGGUUGCCAGAGCCCCAUUUUGUUGUCAGUAGGGUUUCCUGUGAUACAUUAAUGUUGGCUGUGAGCUCUGAAGAAAGAGGAGCACCAGCAGGCAGCGCAGAAAAUCAGUACACCAAUGAUGUCAGGAUCAACAAGGAAAAACCAGAUCUUUUUAAAUGUGAAGUGAACAUACGUUCACGGAAGCAAGAAAUUUUACUAGAGUAUUCUGCAGCUGACACUUGGAGCAAGGAAUCUGAUGCUAUUCAGAAUUCUUCAUUGAAGGUCUUGAUUUGGUUCAAUAAUUAUUUUAAGAGACUAACCUCAAAAACAAGCAAGCUAUAUCUUUCUGAGUCUACUGCUGAUGUCAAGGUACAUUCAAAUAUUUUUCUUCAAGAGUUUGCAAUGUGUCUAUCUGUUUAUGGCAAGAAUGGAGGCAGUGAUUCAGCAAUGUGCAGUGCAGUUGGACCAUUUUCUAUGGAUACACGAAAGAAGCACCUUGAAAGCACUGCAAAGUUAACACACAUUGAAGGUCCAGACUCUGGUGUUUUCCCGUCCCACUGAUCAUUGACUUGUAUAAGUUAUACUGCUUCCCUUGUGACGAAGGAUAAAGCAAAAACAUAUUUGUUGGAGAGCCACAAUGAGUUUGAGUUUGAGAUUGGGACGAGUGCUGUUAGUAAUCAGCUUGAAUCAUGUGUAACUCAGCUGUCAGUGAAUCAAACUGCACGUUUUGUAGCUGAACUGCCUCCUAGGGAUUUAAUCAUGGCUGCAUCUUGUGAAUUCUCACCAGGCCAUUCA